AUGGCGAAAAGCAAGACCAGCAUUUUAUCGACAACCUCUUCCACUGCUGCUGCUGCUGCUACCGCCACCGCCUCUAGCAAUGUACCAACCAGUAUUACCAUUGUCAAUGAAUCCACACCACUCAUUCCCAAGCAUGGUCAGAUCACUACCACGCCUUCUUCGUCCUCCACAGCAACCGACGCCAAAGUCCUCUCUUUGAGUCAUGAGCCAGCUACACGGAAAAAGGAGAUUGCAGGGUUGCUGCUCUUGACAAUAUCAUCGUUGGCGUUCACUCUCAGUUCACUCUUUGUCAAGGAAGCAGGAUUUACAAUAUCAUCACUGGAGAUAGUAUUCGCACGUGCUAUUAUCCAAUGUAUCCUUUCAUUGAUCAGUUGCAUUGUACUACGCAUCAAUCCUUUGGGUGAUAAACCAGGCACUCGAUUAUGGCUCUUGCUCCGGGCAUUGAUUGGAUCUCUUGGCUUGAUCUUGUUCUUUUACAGUUUGGUACAUCUUUCAUUGACCGAGGCAACAGUAUUGUUCUUUCUCGGACCAGCAUUUACCGUUGUGUUAUUAUCCAUAUUGUUCAAUGACCCGUUUACAGUAUUCGAUGGAUUUUGCUCAGUGCUAUGUGUGGUAGGAGUGGUGCUACUGUCUCAACCCCAUCAUUUGUUUGGCAAGCAAACUAUAUCAUCAUCCGAGCAAGAGGAUGACAAGAAGCGUACAAUGGCUAUUGUUUGUGCCUUGUUGGGUGCUCUCAUGUCCGCUGCUGCCUAUGUGGUCGUUCGUAAGGUGGGCAAAGGCAUCCAUUUCAUGGUGCAUGUAUUCUAUACGGGUGUCGUUGCAGCAUUGGUCAGCCCGCUUGUUCUGUUUUUCUUGUUUCAACAAACAAUUCCACCCAUUGAGAAGUACGCUACACGUGAAUGGACACAAUUGGCGUUGGUUGGUCUCCUCGCAUUCCUGGGUCAAUGUUUAUUACAUCAAGGAGUUAAGCUGGCGCCACCUGGUCCAGGGACAUUGAUGCGUAUGAACGACGUCGUGUUUGCAUUUUUCAUUGGUGCCAUCUUUUUCAAUGAGCAAUUCAACAUGUACAGCAUUAUUGGAGCAGCUCUUAUUAUGGGGAUGACUACUGCAUUGGGUGUUCAUCGAUGGCAAUUGGAUGCAGCAGCUCGAAGACUACAACAUCAUCAACGACGACAUUCAACAAGAGAGCGUACUCAUAAUCCAAGAUCAUCUCAACAUCAAGAUUCAAAAGCACUUCCUCAUUGA
Lichtheimia ornata is the source of this 1245-nucleotide messenger RNA. RefSeq lists its product as uncharacterized. The coding region runs from base 1 to 1245 and encodes 414 amino acids. Lineage: Eukaryota; Fungi; Mucoromycota; Mucoromycetes; Mucorales; Lichtheimiaceae. The record is from RefSeq and is a predicted model, not a curated record. The transcript is spliced from 4 exons. Gene Ontology annotation, cellular component: membrane.